AGAGCGUGUUCGAGGCGUGUGCGUCGCGCUUUUACCCAGAGGUGGCCGUUCAAUGCGCCGACUUGAUCGUUCUACGCUGAGUUCCACCCAAGGAUCCCAUGGAUGAGACGGAGGCAAGAUGAACCACACCGCGGCCUUCCAGAGCAGCCAUUACAUGCACGGAAAUGGCUCAAAGAUCACGAUGCAACCUCUCGCCGCACAAGUGGAUGCGUACGUCAAGGGCCUGCCUCGAGAGGAGACCAUGUCUUACGAGCGGCUGUGGGUGGCUGCCGGCUGUCCGAUGGCCAACAAUCGGCUGGAGGGCCGCGCCGCAUUCGAGUUCCUGACCAAGAGCGGCCUCUCGCGUGAAGUGCUGCGGGGCGUGUGGGAGCUGGCUGACGUGCAGAAGAGGCAUGCACUCAUGUGGAAUGAAUUCGUCCUGGCCAUGAGGAUCAUCGCAGCCCACCAGCACGGCACCAAGGUCAGACAGAGGGCGACGGACGCAGCCAGCACCUUCUUAUAUAAUGGGAUCGAUCACUUCGUUUCGGCUGGCUCGCUGUGUGGCUGGGAGUGUGUGUCAGGUGUCAUCUGUGGAGGAGCUCCUUGCCAUGCGCCACCCUCCCGUGCCCUUCUCCUUCAUCCCGCGGUUCCAGGGCGUCUCCCUGCCGUCCCCACCACCACUUGUGCCCGAGCAAGCCCCCUCACGACUCGACGUGCAAGCAGCGCCAGCGGUCAUCCGGCCCACGCCUGGCGGUGGCGGUGUGGCGGUGAAGGCUGCUAGUGCGAUGGAUGACUUGCUGUCGUUUGACGAAGGGCCGGCCGUCACUGCGGCGGCUGUUCCCAUGCCCUCUGCCCCCGAGGCGGCGACAAGUGGUGAGAGGGUCGACAAGAAAGCAGCAGAGGCGGAGAUGCCUGUGAGUGACACCAGAGAGACGGCGCAGAAGCGCAAGGAAGACAUGGUGGCGGAGCUCAUGAGCAAAGCGGUGAGUGAGUGAGGGACAGAAUCAGAGUCAGUCAGGAAACCUACGGCCUAAAGGAUUGACGACCACAGCCGUUCUUCGUGAGUGACUGGGGCGCCUUUCUCUCUGCUCUCAGAUGACGUCGUGGCGUGACGAGUACGACAAAAGGCGGACACCACUCUCGCAGCUCGCUGGCUCCAAGGGCGACUUGCUGGGCAGCGGGUCCCCAAAAGCCACCAGCAACGGCAAGUCGCUGCCGAGCAUCCCCCCUCCCGCAGCCAGUGAGGCCAAGACAGCGUCUGACUGGGCCGCAUUUGACGAGGGUGACGCCCUCUUCACCUCACACGAUCCCUUUGGAAAGGCGUCAGCUGAGGCACAGGGCAGAGGGGACAGGUGGGCCAAGAUGGCGGCAUUUGACGAGCUUCUCGAGCCAGCACCACAGCCAGCAGUGGCAGCCCCACCUCAGAUUGCUGACAGCGGCGGCUGGGCGGCCUUCGAUGCAACACCACAACAGCAGGAGGCACCUGGGGCCCCGCCGGCCGCUGGUGCUGGCGCUGCUACUGACGAAUGGGCCGAGUUCGGCGACUUUUCAUCUUCUCCAUCCGUCCCGCCCCUGGCUGAGAGAGACGUUGCCAAGCCCAUGCCUCCCCCACCCCCUCCCCCACCCCCUCCACCAGAGGCAAGGCCAUCUCGGCCUUCACCUCCCCCGCCACCACCGCUACCAGUACCAGCUGCCCCACCCGUCUCUGCCUCUCAAGCCCCCAAAGAGAAGCCCUCGUCUCCCCGGCCAUUGAGUGAAUUGUCCAUAUCGGCCGACACCGUCGCCGCCUCGAGCAAUUCUCAGCUGCCCGCAUCCGACGACCCCUUCAAGUCUAUCGCAAUGGAGGAAAGUGGCGGCACCAAGGGCGGCGGGUCCCUCGACAGCGCCGAGUGGGGCUUCGCUUCGCCUGGUGCGGCAGCUGGGCGGCUGCCCGACUUCUCGGGUGCCGACAGCUGGGCUGCCACAAAGGACAAGAGGGACGAGGAGGAGAUGCUUCCCUUCCCAUCGACAGCAGGAGCACUAGCUAUCCCGCCUCCAGCAGACCAGUUCUUCGCUGACUUCGACGACGGCCCCAAGACGUCAGAAGGCGCCCUUCCCCCUUCCAGUGGCAUGCUCAUGGACGACGUGUGGAAAGAUCUGGGCGGAUCUGACAAGCGGACCCCGUCGCCUCAGCCCUCCGAUGGGGGCGACAGCGGCAGCCCAUCCGGCAGCCCCCCACGAUACGACGUCAAACCGAGCGACAUCGCGCAUUCGUCUGGAGGGACGGACGCCAUCUUUCCCGAUCCAUUUGAGGCUCUGGGGAACGGCCACAGGCCAAGCGAUGAGGCAGCCGACGCAGUCCGUUUGAGCGCCACUCCCACCCUUGACACAACAGCUCUCAAGAUCGACCCGGUGCUGCCGCCGACCAUCUCUCUCACCGCCCCUGCUGCCGCUGCCGAGUCAUGGGAUGCCUUCGACGACUUGAUCCACCCGCACCCCCCCUCCGCCCCCCUCUCGCCCCCCCAGGAUCAGCACAUGGCUCAUCCAGCGCGUGAAGGCGACGUGGCCCCCAGCAUCAGGGCCGAUGACAUGCCAGGUCUGGUCAAGUGGUGGGGUGUGGCAGAGGCGCUGCUACUCAAGGUGCUCAGGACAGGGGGGCUGUCGCAGGAGGGGGGAGAGGAGGGGGAGGGGGCAGGCUGCGUGCCCCUCGGCGUCAUGCGAGAGUUCGACCGCACGGUGCCGAUGCUCGAGGCCCACCACAGUGAGUCCCAUCGCAGGACAGACAAGCCGCCCCAGCUUCCAGCCCCCUCUGUCCGCCACAGACACGAGGUCACCGCAGCCAUGGCGUCCUACGCCGAGAGAGUCGAACACGCCAGGAGCCGCAGAAGCGUCAGGCGGGCAUCGGCAUCAGCAGGGGGUGACGACGCCACGGCAAGCAGCCCCGACGUGUUGGGUGUCGGCCACAGUUUGGGGCUGGCCUUUCUGCACGAGCAACUGGAUAAGCCGCUGGUCAAGCAGCUGGGGCGAGUGGGUGAGUCGCUGCGCAGUCUGCACCGAGAGUCCGAGAGGAAGAGGGAGGAGAGGGAGAAGGGGAGACAGGACGGCAGGAGGCUGCCCAGGGUGAGUGACGCGCAGCAGCUGCUGCACGAGAGACUCGCAGAGCUGGCAAGGCUGUACAAGGCGGCAAGGUCAGUAGGUGACCACACACACACACACACACACAGACGCCUGCACAUGCACGCAGUCAGUCACACUGUGUCUGUCUUCUGGGUUAAACAGGGUGUGGGUUGGCGUCAUCACCUCUCUCCAGCUCCUGGAUGAGUUCGAUGCCCACGAGGGGCCGAGGUCGUCGAGGGAAUUUGCAGACCCCUUCGCAUCAGCCACACCUGCGCCUACAUCCACCACCACGGCUGGCCGAGCCUCUGAUCCAUGCCUUGCCGCACUGCGGACGACCCUCCGAGCAGCCACCGAGCUCAAAAGACUCCUGAGAGACAUACAGAACCAGGUAUGGUGCAUAGAGCACAUGGACAGACAAGAGCCGAUGGCUGCUCUUUGCCUCAAUUCAGGUUGCGUGUUCGAGCCAGCUGGCCGUCGACCCCCACCGCAAGGCCCCUCCUGCCGCCGAGAAGCCCAUCGAUCUGAGCGAUCCAUCCGACCAACGAGAGCUCGCCCGCAACGCCGGUUUCCAGAACUUGAUCCGUGGCUGCGCUACGCUUUAUCGGCUGCUAUGGCGCCUCAACGUCGUGGCUUCGCCAUUCCUGUUCCCUCCAGCCACCGACCUGCAGCGACUCGCCCACAUAAGGCGACACGUCUUCAGGGAGGGGGCGGCUGCGACGGGGAGCGGGCCAUCGCCCCUGCAUCUCUCGGCUGGUGGGCGGAAGGAGUGGGUGGAUGUGUCUGAGCGGGUCAGCGCGGCGCUGGAAGAGGCGGCCGAGAUGUGGAACAGCCUGCUGAGUCAGCUCAAGCCCUUCUUCGACCCCAAACAACAGCCGUGUGGGAGUGAUUCGGGCGUCGCGACCACAUCUAAGGAGAGGAGGGAGGGGGCGAGGAUGUGUGUGGUGCUGGGAAGGGCCUCGUUCCCUGGGCAGGGCUUCGAGUCGAUCGACAGUCUGUUCCCCAAAUGGUCGUCUGGAGCUGUGGUGACGUCAACGUCGGCCACGUCUGAUGCCGCAUGCCCCUUCUCUGUGACCUUCUGGGAGACAUUGUCUGAGAGCGAAGAGCAGCUCCCCGAACAACCGAGCAGGACCCUCUGUUCGCUGUGUUGCCUGAGGGCAGCCUCCCCCUCGUCGGUGUCGCCUGUUGCCUCAUCGAGUGGGGGUGUGGGUGUUGGUGAUGUGGGCACCAGUCGGCAGGUGACGCUGUCGCAUCCCUUUGAUGAGGUCAGCCUGGGCGUGGAGCCGCCUGCGUCGGCCGUGUGGAUGGGCCACCUGUUCCACACCGCCUGCAUCAACUUCUGGAUGUCUCAUGUGGACGUGGGAGGCGCUGCAGCCCUGCCAGAUGUGCCGCUGCACCGAUAGGCAGACAACGGGAUCGAUCUGCGUCUGUUGGCUGGCUGAUAUGAUGGCUGGGUGGCUGGCUGGCUGGCUGGCUGAUCGAUGGUUGGUUGAUAGGGCGCAAGCUUGACGAACGAAUGAAUGAAUGGCCAUGCUGGCUGGGAGAGCGGUCAUCUUGCAGCCCACCGAUGUGAUCACUGUGCGUGGGAGCGUGCGUGUGUGUGGAUGCAUCGACCUCUGUGUAGUGUGUGACGGAUGGAUGUGUGCAGCACGCACAUUUCGUUUCUUGUGCCUUGCAAUCCAUGCAUGACGUGAAUUCAUGGCAAGUCGCUAAGUCAAGCUGCA
Messenger RNA from Vitrella brassicaformis, 4796 nucleotides. Lineage: Eukaryota; Vitrellaceae. The record is from the annotation of a GenBank genome assembly.